Molecule: messenger RNA, 1028 nt
Organism: Telopea speciosissima
Lineage: Eukaryota; Viridiplantae; Streptophyta; Magnoliopsida; Proteales; Proteaceae
Product: probable E3 ubiquitin-protein ligase ARI8
Exons: 5
Coding region: 54-650 (198 amino acids)
Source: RefSeq, a predicted model, not a curated record
UUAAAUUUUGUUUUCUGCAGUCAAGACAAAAGGCUUUGGCAGAUUUACAUCAAAUGCAAACUGUUCAACUUGAAAAACUUAGUGACAAGCAGUCCCAACCUGAGUCGCAGCUCAAAUUUAUUACAGAGGCCUGGCUACAGAUAGUUGAAUGUAGGCGGGUUCUGAAGUGGACCUAUGCCUAUGGAUAUUAUCUUCCCGAGAAUGAACAUGCUAAGAGACAAUUCUUUGAGUACUUACAAGGUGAAGCGGAAUCUGGAUUAGAAAGGCUUCAUCAGUGUGCGGAGAAGGAACUACAAGUUUACCUGAGUGCUGAUGGCCCAACUCCAGGCUUCAAUGAAUUCCACACAAAACUUGCCGGGCUGACCAGUGUGACACGGAAUUACUUUGAGAACUUGGUCCGAGCAUUAAUGGAGAAUGGUCUGUCGGAUGUUGACAGCCAUGGUGCUUGCAGCAGGGCAGGAAGCUCGAAGAACUUAGGUGGUAAGGGUAGAGGUGGAAGAGGCAAAGGAACAUCAUCCAAUUCUGGUGGCCCUAGCAGAAACUUGGACGACUCAGGCUGUUGGUCGUGUGAACACUGUACCUUUGCUAAUACAUUGUCUACUACCGUCUGUGAGAUGUGCCGUCAGCAUCGAUCGGUAGGCACUCCUUGAUUCCUGCAACUUACAAGAGGUGAUCCUUAUGGAAGUUCCAGUGGUGAAACUUCCAGGUGCAGCGCCGCCGGGUCUAUCAAGUUGUGAAUGCAUUGAAAAGCAAAAGAAUUGGAAAUGAGGAAAAUGGAGAUGAAACAGCCUUUCCUCUAGGUGUUUGUGUGUUGAAGAAACGAACACUCGCUGUAUAUAAAAAAUCUAGUCGUCCAAACUGGGUUUGAUACUCAUCUCAAAAAAUAUACUGGCAGCAGGGGCUAAUGAGAAACGCGAUCAUAGUGGCCUUUUGCAGAGCCUAGAAGAGAUUUGUAGCAUCUAUGAAUUCUGAUGGAAUGUAUAUGCACUCUUUUGCUGGAUCUUGUUAUGUGUUUCUUGCUUGGACAA